Sordaria macrospora k-hell is the source of this 3060-nucleotide messenger RNA. Lineage: Eukaryota; Fungi; Ascomycota; Sordariomycetes; Sordariales; Sordariaceae. The record is from RefSeq and is a predicted model, not a curated record.
AUGUUGCGCGGUUCUAUCCGGGCCCUGCAGACCGCAGGUGCCUCAAAACGAUGCUUCUCCCAGGUCUCCCAGACCACCAGGGCCACCCUCAAGCCCGCCGUCGGCCGCCGUCCCAUGGCCGUCUCCCAGCAGAGGCGCAAUGAGAGCGCUCUCCACAGCCCUCCCGACCCCAACGACAACUUCCUCUCGGGCAGCGCCGCCAACUAUAUCGACGAGAUGUACAUGCAGUGGAAGGAGGACCCCAAGAGCGUCCACGUCUCGUGGCAGGUCUACUUCAAGAACAUGGAGAACGGCAACAUGCCCAUCUCCCAGGCCUUCCAGCCUCCUCCCACCCUGGUUCCCGGUGCCGCCAACGUGGUGCCCAACAUCGCUGCUGGCGCCGGCGUCGGCAUUGGCGAGGGUGCCAACGUCACCAACCACUUGAAGGUCCAGCUCCUCGUCCGCGCCUACCAGGCUCGUGGCCACCACAAGGCCAAGAUCGACCCUCUGGGCAUCCGCAACACCGAUGCCUCCAAGGGCUUCGGCAACAUCAAGCCCAAGGAGCUCACCCCCGAAUACUACGGUUUCACCGAGAAGGACCUCGACACCGAGUACAGCCUCGGCCCCGGUAUUCUCCCCCGUUUCGCCCGCGAUGGCCGUGAAAAGAUGACCCUCCGCGAGAUCGUCGACGCCUGCGAGAACAUCUACUGCGGCUCCUACGGUGUUGAGUUCAUCCACAUUCCCGACAGGGAGAAGUGCGACUGGCUCCGUGAGCGUCUCGAGAUCCCCCAGCCCUUCAAGUACUCCAUCGAUGAGAAGCGCCGCAUCCUCGACCGCCUCAUCUGGUCGUCCAGCUUCGAGUCUUUCCUCGCCACCAAGUACCCUAACGACAAGCGUUUCGGUCUUGAGGGUUGCGAGACCCUUGUUCCCGGUAUGAAGGCUCUUAUCGAUCGCUCCGUUGACUACGGCGUCAAGGAUAUCGUCAUUGGUAUGCCCCAUCGUGGCCGUCUCAACGUCCUCUCCAACGUCGUCCGCAAGCCCAACGAGGCCAUCUUCUCCGACGAUGAGGAGGGUUCCGGUGACGUCAAGUACCACUUGGGCAUGAACUUCGAGCGCCCUACCCCCUCCGGCAAGCGCGUCCAGCUCUCUCUCGUUGCCAACCCCUCGCAUCUCGAGGCUGAGGACCCCGUCGUCCUCGGCAAGGUCCGCGCCAUCCAGCACUACAACAACGACGAGAAGGACCACAAGAGCGCCAUGGGUGUGCUCCUCCACGGUGAUGCCGCCGUCGCUGGCCAGGGUAUCGUCUACGAGUGCUUGGGCUUCCACUCUCUCCCCGCCUUCUCUACCGGUGGUACCAUCCACUUGGUUGUCAACAACCAGAUCGGUUUCACCACUGACCCCCGCUUUGCCCGCUCCACUGCCUACUGCACGGAUAUCGCCAAGGCCAUCGACGCCCCCGUCUUCCACGUCAACGCUGACGAUGUCGAGGCUGUCAACUUUGUCUGCCAGCUCGCUGCUGAUUGGCGUGCCGAGUUCAAGCAGGACGUUAUCAUCGAUCUUCCCCUCAUGUACAAGCGCAUCAACGCCAAGAACCCUCAGAUCGACACCUACGUUGACCAGCUUCUCAAGGAGGGUACCUUCACCAAGGAGGACAUCGAGGAGCACAAGCAGUGGGUCUGGGGCAUGCUCGAGGAGAGCUUCUCCAAGUCCAAGGACUACCAGCCCACCUCCAAGGAGUGGACCACCAGCGCCUGGAACGGCUUCAAGAGCCCCAAGGAGCUUGCUACCGAGGUUCUGCCCCACAACCCUACUGCUGUUAACAAGCAGACUCUUGAGCACAUUGGUACCGUCAUUGGCAGCACUCCCGAGGGCUUCCAGCCCCAUCGCAACCUGAAGCGUAUCCUUACCAACCGCACCAAGUCUGUUGUUGAGGGUAAGGGCAUUGACUGGGCUACCGCUGAGGCUCUUGCCUUUGGUUCGCUCGUCAACGAGGGCCACCACGUCCGUAUCUCCGGUCAGGAUGUUGAGCGUGGUACCUUCUCUCAGCGCCACGCCGUCUUCCACGACCAGGAGACUGAGGACACCUACACUCCUCUCCAGCACAUCAGCAAGGACCAGGGCAAGUUCGUCAUCUCGAACUCUUCCCUCUCCGAGUAUGGUAUCCUCGGCUUCGAGUAUGGUUACUCUCUCCAGGACCCCAACGGCUUCAACAUGUGGGAGGCCCAGUUCGGUGAUUUCGCCAACACUGCUCAGGUCAUCAUUGAUCAGUUCCUUGCCUCUGGCGAGAGCAAGUGGAUGCAGCGUACCGGCCUUGUCAUGUCUCUCCCCCACGGUUAUGACGGCCAGGGUCCCGAGCACUCUUCCGCUCGUAUCGAGCGUUUCCUCCAGCUUUGCAACGAGGAUCCUCGCAUCUACCCCUCUCCCGAGAAGCUUGAGCGUCAGCACCAGGACUGCAACAUGCAGGUUGCCUACAUGACCUCUCCUGCUAACCUCUUCCACAUCCUCCGUCGCCAGAUGAAGAGACAGUUCCGCAAGCGUAACCCUCGUCAUCUUCUUCUCCAAGUCCCUCCUCCGCCACCCCGUCGCUCGUUCCGACAUCGGGAGUUUACUGACGACGCUCACUUCCGCUGGAUCCUUGAGGACUCUGCUCACAAGACUGGUGAGAUCAAGGCCCCUGAGGAGAUUGAGCGUGUCAUUCUCUGCACCGGUCAGGUCUAUGCCGCUCUCCUCAAGCACCGCCAGGACAACAAGAUCGACAACGUCGCUUUCACCCGUAUCGAGCAGCUCCAUCCCUUCCCUUGGGAGCAGCUCCGUGAGAACCUCGACCAGUACCCUAACGCCAAGACCAUCGUUUGGGCCCAGGAGGAGCCCCUCAACGCCGGCCCCUGGUCUUACACUCAGCCUCGCCUCGAGACUCUCCUUAACCACACCAAGAACCACGACCGCAAGCACGUCAUGUACGCUGGCCGUGCUCCUUCCGCUUCUGUCGCUACUGGCAAGAAGUCUUCUCACCUCAAGGAGGAGAAGGCGCUUGUCGAGAUGGCUUUCUCUGUUACCCAGAGCAAGCUCAAGGGCGAGUAA